This is a messenger RNA of Alosa sapidissima (American shad), 980 nucleotides long. RefSeq names its product neurexophilin-1-like. The coding region runs from base 50 to 781 and encodes 243 amino acids. The transcript is spliced from 2 exons. NCBI's taxonomy places the organism in Eukaryota, Metazoa, Chordata, Actinopteri, Clupeiformes, Clupeidae. The record is from RefSeq and is a predicted model, not a curated record. Gene Ontology annotation, molecular function: signaling receptor binding.
CUGCCGUAAUGCACUUGGGCUGUUGUUUCUGUACGGGGAAGUGUGUCUGAUGGUUCUUGGACACAGGGAGGCCAGCAGUGAGGAGUCUGGUGCACAGCUCAGGGCACCUGGUCUUGGGCAAGCAGAUAGAGCCUCUCCCCUUAAGCUAUGGAGGUUUCAUGGAAAGACUGAACCUUCUCACCUCUUGUCCCUGGACCCCUCCAAAGACCCACACAAGCAGGAUCCACAGCUGUCAAAGCAUUUGAGCUCAAGCCAUGCUCCCUUGGCAACACCUGCCAGACGCCACCCCUUCCUGAAGAGCGGAAAGUUCCAGAAGAUGUUUGGCUGGGGCGACUUCUACUCCAACAUCAAAACGGUGCGCCUCAACCUGCUGGUGACCGGCAAGCUGGUGGACCACCACAACGGCACCUUCAGCGUCUACUUCCGCCACAACUCCACGGGCGAGGGCAACGUCUCCGUGAGUCUGGUCCCGCCAGGCAAGGCGCUGGAGUUCGACCUGGAGCGCCAGAGCGUGGUCUACCCCAAGGACUCCAAGACGUUCACGUGCCGCGUGGACUACGAGAAGGCCGAGCGGAGCAAGCGCACGUUGCCGUGCAACUACGACCCGUCCAAGACGUGCCUGCAGCAGCAGACGCAGAGCCACAUCUCCUGGCUGUGCUCGCGGCCGCUCCGUGUCAUCUGCAUCUACAUCUCCUUCUACAGCACCGACUACCGGCUCGUCCAGAAGGUCUGCCCGGACUACAACUACCACAAUGCCCUGCCCUACCUGCCCUCGGGGUAACCGUGGAAACCAAGGCAAACACUGGACACAGACAAGAAAUACAUAGUCAUGAUGAGAUGAAGUCAAAGGUCCACACAGUCAGAAAUACAGUAUAUUUUCACACAGGGGCUUGCUGUUUGAGCCGUGUCAAACAUAUGAUUUAAUACUUGGACUACAAAUAACAUGUUGUUCUAAUAUCUGUAAAUCAAAUAUAUUAUCA